UGCCCUUGAUUCUCCCAAAUGACUCUGAAAAGUACUGGUUAUGCAAAGACUGAUGAGGACAUUAUUAGAAGCCUCUAAUUCCUUCCCAAGAACUACAGUACUGAAAGAUCCUUGGGCGGGAACCCUGAGAUUAAACAGGUUUCAUUUAAAAGCAUAGUUUGAGAAUGUUGAGAGAGGGCCAACAUUGCUUCACUAGCCUCUCCCUAAUCUAUACCGUAUCUCAUCCUUUCAGGAGCAAUUGGUUCUCAUCGCUCAGAGGUGUCACAUUCCUCUAGAGAUCAUGAUAUCCUAAUUAGGGCACUCACUUGAUUCAAGAAAUGCUAGCUGAUUCAUCGUAGCUCUUUUAAUUGAUCAAAUCUGCACAUUCAUAAAACAACAGCCCUGGAGGAAAAAACUAUUUUGCUCUUCAUUUUUCAGUAAUGCACACACACGUUGCAGCAGGCAAAAGAGACCUACCCUGCUACGUAAGACAGAAAAGGAAAAUGCCUGUCCUGGGAUGGUUGCCUGCCAGCACACAUGCUGUUUGUAUGUCCUUGCCUUAAAAAAUGAUUUUUUUAAAAAAAAAGGAAAAAAGAAUCUUCUGCCUGUUUUGUUCACACUUGUUAUCGUACAAAAUAAUUUGCAAAUGGCUGAUCUGAUGUCUGUUUAAACGAUGUUGCUGUUACGAUUCUUCUGUGGCUGCCUCAAAUCGCCUCGCGUAGUCACUGAUGGAUGUGAGAGAGGGAGUUUUGGGGAGCAAGAAUGCAAGUUUGAAGCGAGUGUGAAGGUGGUACCAUGAGAGAGAAGAUGGCCACAGAGGAGGGGGCCGAGGCAGACCUGGGGGCUGUGACCCAAGCCCCACUGAGCCUGCAAGGCAUUAAAAUGGAAGAGCAAGCACCAUCAGCCCUCAGAACGGGACAAGCCCUAGAAAAAGCAGGACAGGCUUCUGGUGUCCUUCGUGCCAGGAAGCUCUUGCAAUGGAAGGUGUCUCCACUGGUCAAGGAGGAGUCAGAUGCAGAAAGGACCCAGCGCUGGGAAGUCCAGGGUCCAGAGACAGAACACCCCCUUUCCUUUGGAUGGGGGAGUGCAAGGCCCUCCGAGGCCGAACCUUGGGAUGACACCCUGGCGCUUUUCGCUUCCUUUGAGCACGUGGCCUACGCCUGCCGGUGGCCGAGGGAAGAGUUGGUGGCCCGGCUUUUGCCAGCCCUGGGCGGGGAGGCCCAAGAGGCUUACCUCAGUUUGGACACUAGCGACAGAAGGGACUAUGGGAAAGUGAAGGCAGCCAUUUUGAAGAGGGAACCCGUGGCGUUGGAGAAGCGGAGGAGGCACUUCCGGCAGUUCCAGUACCAGGAGUCAAGGGGGCCGAGGGAUGCUUGCCGGCGGCUCCGGGAGCUGUGCCGUCAUUGGCUGAGGCCGGAGAGACGAACCAAAGAGCAGAUCCUGGAGCUGCUUAUCCUGGAGCAAUUCCUGACCAUCUUGCCAGAGGAGGUCCAGAGCCAAGUUUGGGAGCAAGUCCCAGAAUCCUGUGCCCAGGCGGUGAACCUGGCUGAGAACUUUUUGGCAAGGCAGCAGGAGGCUGAGAGGCAGGUACUCCAGGUGUCAGGGCCGUUCGAGGACAUCCUCGUGAGUUCCGCAAGGGCAGAGCUGGCUCCGUCAGACACCAGGCAGAGCCUCCUCUGCAGGAAGGCCAAGCAGGCAGGUGGCGGUGGAGAUGCCAGCUCUCUGGGUUCUUCUGACACAGAGGCGACAUGGGACUCACUGGCAGACGAAGGGGGCCCUGGAGGAUGUGGGAAGCGAGACCCUUCUGCAGGGGCAGCUGGUAGCUGUGGAGCUGCAUCUGGAUUCUCUCCCCUCCCUGCACCGGCCAGAAAUGAAGAGUAUGGAGAGAGGCUUGCGGGAGCUGAGGGGCUCUCAGCACACCCGGGCGCCGCCGGCAGGGACAGCACGUAUCUGUGUUCCCAGUGCGGGAAAGGGUUUCGUUGGCCGUCGGCGCUGGCCGUCCACCAGAGGACCCACACGGGGGAGAAGCGGCACCGCUGCGCCGAGUGCGGGAAGCGCUUUGGCCAGCGCGGGCAUUUGACGGUGCACCGGAGGAUCCACUCGGGAGAGAAGCCGUACGGGUGUCCUCAGUGCGGGAAGCAGUUUGUCGACUCCUCUCACCUCACCAAGCACCAGAGGACACACUUGGGGGACAGGCCCCACCACUGCGCUGAGUGCGGGCGAAGCUGUGCCAAUAAACGCUCGCUGGUGCAGCACCAGCGAAUUCACAGCAGGGAGAAGUCCUAGGCCUGGGGAAGAGCCUAGGCCUCUCCUGAGAUUAAUGGACUCAGUUAUUUUGCUGUAAGGCGGAGAUUUGGCCCUCCAGGUAUCACUGGGUUGCAGCUGCUGCCAUCAUCGCUGGCUGUGAUGGAGGACCAAAGGUUCAGUUCCUCAUUCCUGGUGUAACUGAAGAGAAAGGAGUCCUUUUUCCACCCUGUGUCCCCCUGAAGGAAGAAACCAACAACUGCUCAUGAUUCUCCUUCCAUUUACCUCCAGAGCCCCAUUAACCCGUCUCCCUAGCCAAACAGAAGCAGCACCUGCUGCUCUUAUUCAAUUAGCCUCUUUGUCUUUGGUCCACCAUUUUGUCUCCAUUGCAGUGGUUUUAUGAGGUAGCAUAGGUAACGCUCCCCACCUCCGCCACUCCAUAAGGUAGCAUGAGGUACCAUCUCACCAACUCCUAUUUCCAUAAUAAUACAGUCUUAAAAAGGUAAAGGGACCCCUGACCAUUAGGUCCAGUCGUGACCGACUCUGGGGUUGCGCGCUCAUCUCGCAUUAUUGGCCGAGGGAGCCGGCGUACAGCUUCCAGGUCAUGUGGCCAGCAUGACAAAGCCGCUUCUGGCAAACCAGAGCAGCACAUGGAAACACCGUUUACCUUCCCGCUGUAGCGGUUCCUAUUUAUCUACUUGCAUUUUGACGUACAGUCAUACCUCAGUUUAAAUACGCUUCGGUUUGAGUACUUUCAGUUUUAAGUACUCCACGGACCGUCUGGAAUGGAUUAAUCCACUUUCCAUUACUUUCAAUGGGAAAGUUCGCUUCAGGUUAAGUACGCUUCAGGUUAAGUACGGACUUCCAGAACCAAUUACACUCAUACUUUGGGUUAAGUACGCUUCAGGUUGAGUACUCCGUGGACCCGUCUGGAACGGAUUAAUCCACUUUCCAUUACUUUCAAUGGGAAAGUUCGCUUCAGGUUAAGUUCGCUUCAGUUUAAGUACUCCACAGACAGUCUGGAACGGAUUAAUCCACUUUCCAUUACUUUCAAUGGGAAAGUUUGCUUCAGGUUAAGUACGCUUCAGGUUAAGUACAGACUGCUGGAACCAAUUAUGUACUUAAACCGAGGUACCACUGUAAUUCAUUUUUUUGGUACCCCUUCCAUCUUGACUGCGUUGCCCCAUCUUCUCUGGAUGCCUUCCUACAGAAUAUAUAAAAACACAACAGAACGCCACACAUUAAACGCUUCUGCAUACAGGGCUGCCUUCAGAUGUUUUUUAAAAGUCAGAUACUGUAGUUUUUUAUUUGCUUGAUAUGGGACGGAAUGGCGUUACAAAGGGUGGGUGCCACUGCCGAGAAGGCGCUUUGCCUGGUUCCCUGUAACCUCACUUCUCACAAUGAGAGAACUCCUAGGAGGCCCUCAGAGCUGGUCCUCAGUGUCUAGGCUGGGGAUGGGGAAGGAGACACACUUGUGUCAUAACACUUGCCCAACGGUGGUUAGUGUAACUGAGUGUGGACAACAAUGGGGCCUGACUGGGGUAGAAUUACUAAGUGGAGGGAGGGGGCAAGGCAGGUACCGGUACAGUUAAGAUGGAAAUAGGACUCUUACAGGGAAGAAAACAUGUCAAAACCUUUUCGCUGCAUCUGGGUUUUUUUUAUUAAUAAAAAAACAAGGUCAUGAGUACUGAAAAGGUUGGCUCAGUUAGAGGUAUAAAAUCUGCUAUUUACAGUUCUGCUCUGGGGUCUGUGUGUGCAGAGGGGCAGUAGCAGGACCUCAGUACACUGAGAUGAAAGAGAUGGGGACAUGACUCCUAUCUGGAAGACAGUGCAAAUAAAUAGUCCCUUGCCACUUGAAAGACUCACAGAUACAUCUGACCCACCCCUUAAAAAACACCCGUGCCACAGGCAACACAUUUGCCAGCUGUU
Zootoca vivipara (common lizard) is the source of this 4152-nucleotide messenger RNA. RefSeq names its product zinc finger and SCAN domain-containing protein 23. The record is from RefSeq and is a predicted model, not a curated record. NCBI's taxonomy places the organism in Eukaryota, Metazoa, Chordata, Lepidosauria, Squamata, Lacertidae.